Messenger RNA from Botrytis cinerea B05.10, 2031 nucleotides. RefSeq lists its product as hypothetical. Lineage: Eukaryota; Fungi; Ascomycota; Leotiomycetes; Helotiales; Sclerotiniaceae. The record is from RefSeq and is a predicted model, not a curated record. Gene Ontology annotation, biological process: carbohydrate metabolic process. The coding region runs from base 467 to 1978 and encodes 503 amino acids. Gene Ontology annotation, molecular function: polygalacturonase activity. The transcript is spliced from 6 exons.
GGAGUGAUGAAGAGAAGGUGCAGUGGAAAUAAGCUUGGCAAAUCCAAGUAACCUAUGAAACCCACUCGAUCCAAACAUAACCCAUAACAAAAUACAACCUCAAUGCACCUUCAAAUGUCGAAUACUUGAAAUAGGGAAAGAGGUGCUGACUCACGGUCACAACUCGGCCGAGUUACCGAAUACAACACAAAUGCGCCAUACCCCUUGAUCAUGACGUUCACAGGGUGCAGCCCCACCCACCUUCCAAAUCUAUGGUUCAAUCUAUUAAAAAGCUUGUUGAAGAUAUAUGUUUGGUGCAUAAUCUUUUCCAUCUAAUUUGCAGAUCCAAAGUUCGUUGUGGGUUAUGUGAUUGCGACAGAAUUCGUGAAAUGUACGUCUGUUUGACGAUAUUGUUGUCCGCGAGCAUAAAAAGAAUGUAGGUACAUGUAACAUAGUAUUGUUUUCAGAAAGGUACUGGGUAUUCAAGAUGUUUUCAAUCAAAGCAUCUUUACUCUUGGUCCUUCACUUGAGUCUAUUUUCACAAGCACAACUUACUGGCCCAGUUGGUGCAACUACACCUCUUUCCAAAAAGACUACUGAGUGCAACAUUCGCACUCUAUAUCCGGCCUUCAAUCCUCUUACCGACGAUGUCUCUAUCCCAAUUACAAACGCCUUUACCUCUUGUGUUCAAAAACAUGCUGGUAGUCGAUUAAUUGUGCCUGCUGGUAACUAUACACUCAAAACUAGUAUCAUCUUGAGUAAUGCAACGAAUUGGGCUUUUCAACUGGAUGGUCUUAUCACCGCAACUUAUUAUCCAAAUUCGACCGACUCGACUUAUGUUGUGCCAUAUGUUGUACCUCGCGCAAAAAUUCUUGAAGGAUUUGCAGGUGUAGAGAAGUUAAAUAGUACUAUCAAUGGAGAAGGAGAUGGGGAGUUCCUGGAGAACUUGAUUGUCAUAAUCAAUGCCGUUGAUUUCGAACUCUACUCCUCUAAUGGUCUUGGAGCAAUUCAAGGCCAAGGUUACUUGUACCGUAUUUCUGGAAACACCAAUCGACCUCGAAUGCUUCGUCUCAUUUCCCCAAUUAAUGCUACAGUUCAUGAUCUACUUUUAAUCGACAGUCCCAAAUUCCACUUCAUAUUUGAUUUUGGCGAGAAUAUUGAAGUAUAUCACCUGACUAUCCGUGGAGCUAAUUUGGGUUCUUAUGAUGGGAUUGAUGCUAUUGGGACCAAUUAUUGGGUUCAUGAUAAUGAGGUAACAAAUAGAGAUGAAUGCGUAUCUGUUAAAAGUCCUUCCCAUCAUGCGCUGGUAGAAAAUUUGGUUUGCAACCAAGUUGGCUCGGGGAUCUCAAUUGGAAGUUUAAAUGUUUCGGCCGAGAUAUCAAACAUUCAUGCACGCAACAUAUCUGUCCUCGGCGGUAACGAAAUCGUCUUCAUAAAAACCUACCCCGGCGGCUCCGGCUACGUCUCCAACAUUCUCUGGGAAAAUUUCCGUUCUAAGGCAUCCCUCUACGGAAUAAACCUCAACCAAUACUGGCAACAAACCUACCUCCCCGAUAGUGGCGCCGUCGCCCUAACCAACAUCACCUUCCGCAACUUCACCGGCUCCAUCCAAGACGGCGCUAAACGUCCUGCUCUCUACCUCCUCGCCUCUGACUACAUCCCCGCAACAAACGUCACCAUCAAAGACGUCACCGUCUGGACUGAAAGCGGAAGCACAAGCGUAAACCACAUUUCUAACAUUUUCGGCCAGGGGGAUGAUGUCUAUGAGACGAACGACGGUCUUGUUAGUCUGGGCGCGGGAGAAGAUCCAAAAACCAAAACGUAUACGAGUACGUAUACGGUUACUAGUGCACCGACAGGAUGGGCAACGCCCACGUGGCCAAGUUGGGCGGUGCCUACGACGGGGUAUGGUACCGCGGUGCCGAUUCCGGUGUAUACACCUGCGCCGUUGUGGAAGCCUCAGGGGGAUUAUGAUAAGCAUUAUUGGGGGACCUUUUAGAGGCUUGAGUAGAGAUGAGGGAGGUGGUAGAGGGUGAUUCUGAAUUCUUGCGA